CGACUGCGCUUGCGCGGAGCCUGCGGCGCCCCAGGACGGGAAGUAGGCGGGGCCGGCCCAGAGCAGCUCGUGGGGAGCACUGCGGCAGGCUGGCAGAGUGAAGACUGACUGGAGGAGACCAUCUCAUCCAGCCUAGCUGCAAGCCCCCCGGGAUGCACUGGGCAUGGCCUCUGCAGCCCCACAGAACAGCAGCCAGAUGGCCUGUAACAGCGAGAUCCCAGGCUUCCUGGACACCCUCCUCCAAGAUUUUCCAGCCCCACUGAGCCCAGAGAGCCCUUUGCCAUGGAAGAUCCCAGGGACAGUGCUGAGCCAGGAGGAGGUGGAAGCCGAGCUAGCUGAGCUGGCAAUGAGCUUCCUGGGCAACAGGAAUGCUCCCCCACCGUUUGCUGCAGCUGUGACCCACAAGGCAAUUUCCCAGCUCCUACAGACAGACCUUUCUGAGUUCAAGAAGUUGCCUGAACAAAAGGAGGAAGAGGAAGAAGAGAAAGCCCUUGUGACUUUGCUAGAUGCCAAAGGCCUGGCUCGGAGCUUCUUUAACUGGCUUUGGGAAGUAUGUAGCCAGUGGCAGAAGCAGGUGCCAUUGACUGCCCAGGCCCCUCAGCGACAGUGGCUGGUCUCUAUCCAUGCCAUCCGGAACACACGGCGCAAGAUGGAGGAUCGACAUGUGUCCCUUCCCACCUUCAACCACCUCUUCGGCUUGUCUGACUCUGUGGACCGUGCCUACUUUGCUGUGUUUGAUGGUCACGGAGGAGUGGAUGCUGCAAGGUAUGCCUCUGUCCACGUGCACGCCAAUGCUUCCCACCAGCCAGAGCUACUCACAGACCCGGCAACCGCCCUCAAAGAAGCCUUCCAGCGCACUGAUGAGAUGUUUCUCUGGAAAGCCAAGCGAGAGCGACUACAGAGUGGCACUACAGGUGUGUGUGCACUCAUCGUGGGAACAACCCUGCACAUAGCCUGGCUAGGAGACUCCCAGGUCAUCCUGGUACAGCAGGGCCAGGUAGUGAAGCUGAUGGAGCCACACAAACCCGAGCGACAGGAUGAGAAAGAACGUAUUGAAGCACUGGGUGGCUUUGUUUCUCUCAUGGACUGCUGGAGAGUCAACGGGACCCUGGCAGUGUCUAGAGCCAUUGGGGAUGUCUUCCAGAAGCCCUAUGUGUCUGGCGAAGCAGAUGCAGCAUCCCGAGAACUAACAGGCUCAGAAGACUACCUGUUGCUCGCCUGUGAUGGCUUCUUCGAUGUGGUCCCCCACCAGGAAGUUGCGGGUCUUGUCCACAGCCACUUGCUCAGACAAAAUGGUAGCUGGCUAUAUGUUGCUGAGGAGCUAGUGGCUGUGGCCCGUGACCGGGGCUCCCAUGACAACAUUACAGUCAUGGUAGUCUUCCUUAGGGACCCCCAAGAGCUGCUGGAUGGUAGAGCCCAGAGAACAGGGGAUGCCCAAGCAGAUAUAGGAAGCCAGGACUUGCCUACUGGCCUCUCAGAACUUGAGACCAAUACCUCACAGAGAAGCUAAGUGGUCCAGGCCCCCGGGCCCCAUCCUGACCCCUCUUCCCAUGUGAUCCUCCCUUCAAAGACAUUAGAUCCAACAAGUAUAGUGGGCAGGGGUGCAUGCCCUCACAGCAUUCCCUUAGCACCCCAGUCCUUCAUGCCUCCUGCCAGUCUGUCCCCAGAACUGCAGUAGGCAGUAAGUGGCUCUCAGAAGGAAGCAUAGGACAAUGACCUCACCAAAGAGAAGAUGGCUGCAGACAGAAACCAGGCACCUGUUGGCAGCCUAAGCAAAAACACAGGUCAGGUCUUAGGAGACCCUCCCACAGACCUUUUAGGCCCAUCCUGGGGUUAGGUCUGCAGCCAGGUGUCUGGCCCAGUCUUGUGACUUCUCACUGUACCCAAGGCUGGGAGGGUUUGGUCUGUACUGACAGACAGGCUCGCAGUCCUGAUUGACUACUGACUUCCCCAAAAGGAGACAUUGGCCUUGCUGGGAGAAGCACCAGGGGACUGGCCCACUGCCACUCUUAACUGAGUUCUAAGGCCAUUGGGGUCUCUUAGACCUCUCCUUCCCUUGAGCAUCUUAGGGAGGUGAAGUCAGGUGUGUGUGUGUGUGUGUGUGUGUGUGUGUGUGUGUGUGAUGUUGUUUGUGUGCUUAGAUUUAUUGCAGGGAAAGGUCUAAUCCAGAAUCAGUGUUCAGGUUUUAUCGUGUUUUAUCAGUGCCAAGCUGACCCACAAGGUCGUGUAAUUUAAGCUAAGCUUAGCAUUUAUUUUAUUCCUGAAAACUUAAGUAUUUUACUUUUUUUAUGUAUUCAUGAAGACAUUUGCAGUAUUACUGAAUUUUUUUUUUUUUUUUUUUUUUGCCUAAAUCAGGAUGGAAAGAAACUUUUCCAGGUUGUGUUAAUAAGCCACUUAAGUGCCUUAAAUAGCUUUGGCGUGGAUGAGAGCUGCUGGGCCCACCAUGGAUCCUACUAGGCAGACAUGUUCAGGUUCUCAGAAAGGCAGCGUUGGUUGUGGGAUGGCAUGCUUUGGGCUAGCACUCUUUCUGGGAAGCUUCCUUUGUAUUCUGGGCACCUCAGAACUUCCUUGAAGUGAUUAUCAGAGGCUGUGACUGGGCAUCUGGGGUGACAGUGACCUCCUUGCCCACCCUUGGAGUCUGGCUGGAUCCCAACUAGGAAGAUCAUUCUGCUCUUACACUAGAAGUUUCAGAAUCUCUUAGUAUUCUUGUAGUGUCAUUGAGGACAGUGCAUAGUUAAGGAACUUUGGGAAGCCCCGCAGUCUACCUCCUCGGGAGGCUGCUAGCAUCUGCCGCAAUGGUCACCACCUGUCUCCUGUGGCUGGUAUCCCUCCCUGUUGGACUCUGUCCUCUACCUGAGCAACAUGAAAGACCUCCACAUCCCUAGAGCAGGGGCAAUGAAGACUCACCAAUGAUGCCUGGGUGCUUGGAGAGCUGUGAUGUAUAAAAUCAGGCAAGGAAACCAGACGUGGGGGGGGGGGAGCACCCAGAGUAGAAGGACUAAGGAGGCCCCCAGAGAGGGCCAGUGUGAGUCAAGGCUGCUCCAUGCAGACACCAGCAGGUCCAGAGGAUAAUGAGUGGCUUAGCAGAGGCACUGUGAGGUCCCCAUGGAGAGGGUGAUAGCAUAGCCCACCAGUGGAGAGCACAGCCUCAGCAAGGCUUGCAAAGCUUGACUCAGUGCACUUAACCCUCUCAAAAGAAGCAGGGCACACAUGCUUUGCCCCUGAGGCAAGUCCACUGUCCAGCAGUGUGGGAGGAGGAGCCAGCUUUGGUUGGGCACACCACCUGUAUGCUUGGCAUUUACCCACUCCCACAGCAGGGGUGGAGAAAUUCAGGCCAUGUAGUUAAUUCCUUGGUCAAAGUCUCCUGAUGGAAGCAUCCUAAACACUUAGAUGAUUGCCCACCAUUAUUAGGUGUUGCUCAACUGGAAGGCCUUGUGUCCUCUUAGAACAGGGGUGUGGUGGUUGGUCCAGCCUGCUUGUAGCAAUGACCUUGAUAGAGGGAGAUAAUGACAUUGGUUUUCUCCCUUUUUUGCUAAUCUUAUUCUGUUCAUUGCUGGUAAGAGUGGAAAUUAGGCCCACAUAGAUGUCCCUUGAUGGUCUGAUUCAUGCUCGCAUAUAAGGUUGUGCCAAGAUGCCUAGGCCUCAGUGUAAAGGGAAGCCCCUUUCCCAGGCUUCUCUAAAUGCCUCCUCCCUCCCCUCAGUCCAUCUGCAGUACUGAUCGCCAAGCCCCUGCUGGGCAGUAGUCCAGGACCAAUGCUAGGCACUGUUCCUUCCUCUCCUAGUGGCCAAGGGAGAGCACAUUCUCCUGCUGUUGAGGGCUGGCCUUAUGCUAGUUCAUAGACUGUUCUAUCCUGAUUGGAGCUGCCAUUAUCUAGCCUAUAAGACUCUUGGCUACUCCGUCUUCAGGCUCUCAUCCCAAGAGGAUCCCCUAGCCAGAGUGAUCCCAUUUCUUAAACCCCAGCUUUGCCACCAUCUCAAUGCAUGAACUGAACAAGGCACUGUACCUCUCUGGCCUCAGUUACCCUUUGGUAAGGCAUGGAGGGGGUGCACAGUGUCACCAGUCCCCCCAACUUAGAAUUUCAGAGGUACAGGGGCUGCUCAAGGCCUCUGUCAGAGCAGAAGAGCCCAUCCUCCACCGCCAGUAGAGAGGGUUAAGUAUUAUUAGUGUCUAUUCUUAAAAUUAAGUGGGCUGGAAAAGAGCUGAGUUACAGAUGCCAGUGUCUUGCUUGGAUACAAAAGCUAAAGCAGUCAGACCGCCUCCUAGCUAAGCCCGUAGGAGUAAGAGGUGGGAGGGCACAGGCAGGCUUUAAGGGUUUUAGUUAGAAACCAGCAUAGGAAGGGGUGUGGAAGCAGGGUACCUGCAACACAGCUUUGAGAGUCUCGGCACUCAUGGAGAGGUCUUGGAAAAGUCCCUGCCGUUCACCGUGAGGUCUGCCCUGCUCUGCCCUCUUGGGUCCUGCAUGCAGUGCACCCUCACCCCAUGGCAGGUCUCAGCAUAGGUGUCCUGGCUACCUCAGCUGUAUUCUCAGGGCCAGGAGGGCAGCCCUGGCCAUACUGUAGGGAAGCCAGGCCAACUUGUGUAAAGCAAGCUGUGUUUCUGGCUUGAUCCUGCCUCUGUAGCCUCCAGGGAUCAUCUUCGGGAGUCCUGUGCUUGCUUUCACUCGACUCAACAGCUUUACCAAACACACUGAGCUUUGCUAUUUACCAGCCGUGUGGGCCUUGCCAAGGGGUUAUUUCAGGGGGCUUCCUGGGAGUCAUAUGCAACAGUGAGUCUUGUUCUAAGAUACCAUGUUUCUCUAAUCUUAGGGACAAGUCCCAGGAUGAUGAACUCAGAGGGAAAGUCUCCUGGGCCCAUUGUACUGGUGUCAAUAAACUGUAUAUUCAAGAUUCCUGAGUA
Messenger RNA from Cricetulus griseus (Chinese hamster), 4897 nucleotides. NCBI's taxonomy places the organism in Eukaryota, Metazoa, Chordata, Mammalia, Rodentia, Cricetidae. The record is from RefSeq and is a predicted model, not a curated record.